Salvia miltiorrhiza (redroot sage) is the source of this 2219-nucleotide messenger RNA. RefSeq names its product pentatricopeptide repeat-containing protein At2g30100, chloroplastic. NCBI's taxonomy places the organism in Eukaryota, Viridiplantae, Streptophyta, Magnoliopsida, Lamiales, Lamiaceae. The record is from RefSeq and is a predicted model, not a curated record. Bases 475 to 1965 code for a protein of 496 amino acids. Gene Ontology annotation, molecular function: protein binding. The transcript has 2 exons.
CACACACACUAAACGAGACAAGACAUGAUUUAGUGCGUGUGUGUAUAAAAUUACUGUUUUGUAGGCGUAUUUUAAGUUUAUCCAUUGCUGUUCGGUUCUUUACAUUUGUUUGCUUCUUUUAUUCGUUGAAUCGUGUCUCAAAAUUAAGCACGCUGCCGAUGUCAAGCACCUAUUCAUCUCCGCAGUCGCUUUCUCUUCACUCCAUCACACACAUUUUUAACUCAACAUUUCAUCCCUUAUAAUCCCAAUGUUUGGCUGAUUUCUCGUUGAAAAAUUCAAAAUUAUGAUAAUCUAUGUUAUUGGCCAAAUGUUUGGCCUCAAUCCGCGGUGGACAGGACGGAAAUCGGAGCUGAGCAUCUGAAUUCCCUUGAAAAAAAAAUCAGAAAUUUAAUUUCAAGAACGCCGCAGUUUCCCCCUUUUUUCCCCAAAAAUUUCAGGGUUGAAAAUCAUAUUUUUCGCUGGAGCGAGUAAUAGAUGGCAUCUAUUUAUGGAAUUGCCGCAGUGAGCAACCUGGGUUUGACCCACUGCCCCUCUUCGAAAAACUGCGUCUUUCUCGCGACCCAUCAUCAGCCCGACAAGCUGAAGCUCCAAUCUUGCUCAAGAAUCUCAUUAUUCAAGAGAAGAAGCAAUUCUCACGAUUCGGGGUUGUUCAAAUCUGUUCAAUUGGACGUGUACAUCACGAGCGACGACGAGAACGAGAUGGGCGAAGGGUUCUUCGAGGCGAUCGAGGAGCUCGAGCGCAUGGCUCGGGAGCCCUCCGACGUGCUGGAGGAGAUGAACGAUAGGUUAUCGGCCCGCGAAUUGCAGCUGGUGCUGGUGUACUUCGCUCAGGAAGGGAGGGAUUCUUGGUGCGCUUUGGAGGUUUUCGAGUGGCUGAAGAAGGAGAACAAAGUGGAUAAGGAGACGAUGGAGUUGAUGGUGUCGAUAAUGUGCACGUGGGUGAAGAAGUUGAUCGAGGAGAGGAGCAAGGUGGAGGAUGUGGUGGAUCUUUUGGUGGACAUGGACUGCGUUGGUUUGAAGACGAGCUUUAGUAUGAUCGAGAAGGUGAUCUCGUUGUAUUGGGAGGCAGGGGAGAGGGAGGAGGCUGUGUUGUUUGUUAAGGAGGUGUUGAGGAGAGGGAUUUCGAAUUUGGAUGGGGAUAAGGAGGGGAAUAAGGGGGGUCCGGCUGGAUACCUCGCGUGGAAGAUGAUGGAAGAGGGGAACUACAGAGAUGCUGCCAAGUUUGUGAUUCACCUCAGAGAGUGUGGGUUGAAGCCAGAAGUAUACAGCUAUCUAAUCGCGAUGACAGCAGUGGUCAAAGAGCUCAACGAAUUCGCAAAAGCAUUACGAAAGUUGAAAGGCUUCACCAAGUCCGGUCUCAUUGCUGAACUCGAUGCAGACAACGUUCUCCUCAUCGAAAACUACCAAGAAGAUCUUCUGACUUCCGGGCGCCGACUCUCCAACUGGGUAAUCGAGGAGGGGGGUCUGUCACUCCAUGGCGUGGUCCACGAGAGACUUCUGGCUAUGUACGUCUGCGCUGGACGAGGGAGCGAGGCCGAGAGACAGCUGUGGCAAAUGAAGCUUGCCGGUAAGCAGGCUGAUGGGGAUCUGUACGACAUUGUGUUGGCUAUAUGCGCUUCGCAGAAGGAGAGCAGCUCGGUUGGGAGACUCCUCACCCGGAUGGACAUUGCGAGCUCGUUCCAGCGGAAGAAGACUCUGUCGUGGCUGCUGAGAGGCUACAUCAAAGGCGGCCACUUCAAGAACGCGGCGGAGACAGUGGUCAAGAUGCUGGACAUGGGAUUGCAUCCGGAGUUCCUCGACCGAGUUGCGGUGCUGCAGGGGCUGAGCCGGAGAAUUCAGCAGGGUGGAAAUGUUGAUGCCUACCUCGCCCUGUGCAAACGCCUCUCCGAUGCUAGCCUGAUCGGGCCGACUCUCGUCUACCUUCAUGUGAGGAAACACAAGCUUUGGAUCAUCAAGAUGCUUUGAGGGCUGUGUUCGGAUCUCGCGACGGGAAGGUAGUAAGGAUUUAACUGAUCUGAUCUAUAUAUAUAUAUAUAUAUAUGAAUGAGCAUGUAGAGAUUUGUGUAUAGAUCAAAUGUUUUUGGGAACAAAUAUGUUGUAUAUAGAGUAUAAAAUCAUGAAAUUGCAUGUCAUGGAUCUGUUAUAUACUGUUGUUUAUAUAUUUAUUCCUUGUUAUAAAAACAAGGCUGCAUAUAUAAAUAUAUUUUAUUUCCUUACUA